CUGCCCCCCGCAGUCCAUUCGGGUCCCUCCACCACACUCCGCUCGGACCCGAGGCCGCCGCGCUGUCGCCGCGGACGAGUGUCCCGCGGCGCACCCCUCCCGCCACGCCGUCCGUCGGGCAUGGACUCGGGCCGGGACUUCCUGACCCUGCACGGCCUACAGGAUGACAAGGACCUACAGGCACUGCUGAAGGGUGGCCAGCUCUUGAAGGUGAAGUCCAGCUCAUGGCGGAGAGAACGCUUCUACAAGCUGCAAGAAGACUGCAAGACCAUCUGGCAGGAGUCCCGCAAGGUCAUGAGGACCCCGGAAUCCCAGCUGUUCUCCAUCGAGGACAUCCAGGAGGUGCGGAUGGGGCACCGCACAGAGGGCCUGGAGAAGUUUGCUCGGGAUGUGCCUGAGAACCGCUGCUUCUCCAUCGUCUUCAAGGACCAGCGCAGUACUCUAGACCUCAUUGCCCCAUCACCAGCCGAUGCCCAGCACUGGGUGCAGGGCCUGGGCAAGAUUAUCCACCACUCGGGCUCCAUGGACCAGCGGCAGAAGCUGCGACACUGGAUUCAUUCCUGCUUGCGAAAAGCUGACAAAAACAAGGACAACAAGAUGAGCUUCAAAGAGCUACAAAACUUUCUGAAGGAGCUCAACAUCCAGGUGGACGACAGCUAUGCCCGAAAGAUCUUCAAGGAAUGUGACCACUCUCAGACAGACUCGCUGGAGGAUGAGGAGAUCGAGACCUUCUACAAGAUACUGACCCAGAGGAAGGAGAUUGACCGCACCUUCGAGGAGGCCACGGGCUCCAAGGAGACCCUGUCGGUCGAUCAGUUGGUGACCUUCUUGCAGCACCAGCAGCGGGAGGAGGCGGCGGGGCCUGCACUGGCUCUCUCCCUCAUUGAGCGCUAUGAACCCAGCGAGACGGCCAAGGCGCAGCGUCAGAUGACCAAGGACGGCUUUCUCAUGUACCUGCUCUCGGCUGACGGCAGCGCCUUCGACCUGGCGCACCGGCGCGUCUACCAGGACAUGGACCAGCCGCUCAGCCACUACCUGGUGUCGUCCUCGCACAACACCUACCUGCUGGAAGACCAGCUCACCGGUCCCAGCAGCACAGAAGCCUACAUCCGGGCGCUGUGCAAAGGCUGCCGCUGCCUGGAGCUCGACUGCUGGGAUGGGCCCAACCAGGAGCCGAUCAUCUAUCAUGGCUACACCUUCACCUCCAAGAUCCUCUUCUGCGACGUGGUCAGGGCCAUCCGGGACUACGCCUUCAAGGCAUCCCCCUACCCCGUCAUCCUGUCCUUGGAGAACCACUGCAGCCUGGAGCAGCAGCGCGUGAUGGCACGACACCUGCGCGUCCUCUUGGGGCCCAUGCUAUUGGAUCGGCCAUUGGAUGGGGUUGUCACCAGCCUGCCUUCCCCUGAGCAACUGAGGGGGAAGAUCUUGCUCAAGGGGAAGAAGCUUGGCGGGCUCUUCCCACCUGGAGGAGAAGGCGGCCCAGAGGCCACUGUGGUGUCAGACGAGGAUGAGGCUGCUGAGAUGGAGGACGAGGCGGUGAGGAGCCAAGUGCAGCACAAGUCCAAGGAGGACAAGCUCAGGCUAGCAAAGGAACUCUCCGACAUGGUCAUUUACUGCAAGAGCGUCCACUUUCGGGGCUUCCCCAGCCCUGGCACCUCUGGGCAGGCUUUCUAUGAGAUGUCAUCCUUCUCUGAGAACCGCGCCCUCCGACUGCUCCAAGAAUCAGGAAACAGCUUUGUCCGCCACAACGUGGAUCACCUGAGCAGGAUCUACCCCGCUGGGUGGAGAACAGACUCCUCAAACUACAGCCCCGUGGAGAUGUGGAAUGGGGGCUGCCAAAUCGUGGCCCUGAACUUCCAGACUCCUGGGUCAGAGAUGGAUGUAUACCAGGGCCGCUUCCUGGACAAUGGGGCCUGUGGGUACGUGCUGAAGCCUGCCUUCCUGCGAGACCCUAACUCCACCUUCAACUCCCGUGCCCUGGCCCAGGGCCCCUGGUGGACUCCAAAACGACUCAAUGUCAGGGUCAUCUCAGGGCAGCAGCUGCCAAAAGUCAACAAGAAUAAGAAUUCAAUCGUGGACCCCAAGGUGACAGUGGAGAUCCAUGGCGUGAGCCGGGACAUGGCCAGCCGCCAGACUGCUGUGGUCACCAAUAAUGGUUUCAACCCAUGGUGGGACAUGGAGUUUGAGUUUGAGGUGGCUGUGCCUGAGCUUGCCCUCGUGCGCUUUGUGGUGGAGGACUAUGAUGCCUCCUCCAAGAACGACUUCAUUGGCCAGAGCACCAUCCCCUUGAAAAGCCUCAAGCAGGGAUACCGCCACAUCCACCUCCUCUCCAAGAACGGAGACCAGCACCCGUCUGCCACCCUCUUUGUGAAGGUGGCCCUCCGGGACUAGGCUCGGGUCUGGUGAGGGCUGCCCUGAGCAGACUGGACCCUCUGUCUAUGUCUGGGGGCCCGAUGGGGGCUGUCCCAGCCACUCGCUCAGAGCCGGCAGCCCCGCACCGCCUUCAGCUCCAGCCUCCUGUCUGCUGCUGCCUCUCAGGAGCCCAGGUGCUGGCCCAGUCCCUGGUGCUGCCCUCACUUCCGUUAGGGGCCACAUGCAGCCCUCUGUCCAUCCUCCGGCCCGGCCCUGGGUUGAGGGUUUUUAUAAA
Budorcas taxicolor (takin) is the source of this 2647-nucleotide messenger RNA. RefSeq names its product phospholipase C delta 1 (gene PLCD1). The transcript has 15 exons. The coding region runs from base 121 to 2391 and encodes 756 amino acids. Lineage: Eukaryota; Metazoa; Chordata; Mammalia; Artiodactyla; Bovidae. Gene Ontology annotation, molecular function: phosphatidylinositol-4,5-bisphosphate phospholipase C activity; calcium ion binding. The record is from RefSeq and is a predicted model, not a curated record. Gene Ontology annotation, biological process: phosphatidylinositol-mediated signaling; lipid metabolic process.